AUGAAAGCUCGAGGCAUACCAGAAAGUCUGAUCCGGUGGAUCGAGGCCUUCUGCUCGGAACGAACAGCGACCAUCCAAAUCAAUGGGCAAGGGUCCGAGGUACAAAGCCUCCCACAGGCAGGACUACCGCAGGGCUCUCCCCUAUCGCCGAUCCUGUUCCUUUUCUUUAACGCAGACCUCGUGCAACGACAGAUCGACAGCCGCGGCGGAGCGAUUGCUUUCGUGGAUGACUUCACCGCGUGGGUGACCGGGCCAACUGCGCAGAGCAACCGGGAAGGUAUUAAGGCAAUUAUUAAUGAAGCUCUUGACUGGGAGAGGAGGAGUGGAGCGACGUUCGAAGCGGACAAAACUGCCAUCAUACACUUCACCCCCAAAGCACACAAAUCAGAACAGGAGCCUUUCACCAUCAAGGGACAAACCGUUGAACCCAAAGACCACGUCAAGAUCCUUGGAGUGCUGAUGGAUACUAGACUUAAAUACAAGGCACACAUAGCCAGGGCAGCGUCCAAGGGCCUAGAAGCAGCAAUGGAGCUCAAACGACUCAAAGGCUUAUCUCCCUCAACAGCGCGGCAGUUGUUCACGUCAACUGUUGCCCCAGUGGUGGACUAUGCCUCUAAUGUCUGGAUGCACGCUUUUAAUGAUAAGGCCAGCGGGCCCAUUAACCGGGUUCAACGGUUUGGAGCUCAAGCUAUAGUGGGAACUUUCCUCACCUUUGCAACCAGUGUGGCGGAAGCAGAGGCUCACAUUUCCUCGGCGCAAAGCCGGUUCUGGAUACGGGCAGUGAAGAUGUGGACGGACAUCCACACCCUACCAGAAACCAACCCACUCCGCAGAAAUACGGAUCGUAUCAGGAAAUUCCGAAGAUUCCACCGCUCGCCGUUAUACCAGGUGGCAGAUGUGCUGAAAAACAUCGAGAUGGAAACACUGGAAACCAUCAAUCCAUUCACAUUAGCACCAUGGGAGGAACGACUGCAGACCGAUAUUGGAGGAACCUCAGAGUCACCAGCAGAAGCCGGCGGAUCUAUGCAGAUCGCAGUCAGCAGCUCGGCACGGAAUGAGGUAGUGGGAUUUGGCGGAGUGAUUCAAAAGCAGCCGCCCAAGUACAAGAAGCCAAGACUAAAGACCUUCUCCAUCACACUUGGCGCAAGAUCGGAGCAGAACCCAUACUCGGGAGAGCUGGCAGCAAUGGCACACGCAUUGAAGACGCUACCAGUACUGAAACUGUACAGAAUCACGCUGCUAACGAGUAACAAAGCGGCCGCACUCACACUGGGGAACCCGCGACAACAGUCGGGCCAGGAGCACGUUUGCCUGAUAUACAAGCUAAUCAGAAGACUGCGGAAAAAUGGAAACAGGAUCACAAUCCGCUGGGUCUCCACAAGUGAGGAUAACAAACUGUUAGGCCUCGCUAAAGUGCAAGCCAGAGCGGCGACCCAAGAGGACCCCAUGCCAUACAUACAGCUCUCCAGGAUGAAGUCAACCACUCUCAACAUCGCACGAUCCCAACAAGACACCAGCAAAGGCCUGCCCGAGAAAGUAGGCAGACACGUGAAAAGGGUCGACGCGGCCCUCCCAGGCAAGCACACUCGACAGCUUUAUGAUCGAUUACCAUGGAAAGAAGCGAGCGUGCUGGCCCAGCUCCGGACGGGCAUGGCAAGAUUAAACGGAUACCUCUACCGAAUCAACGUUGCGGAAACCGAUCAGUGUGAAUGUGGACAAGCAAGAGAGACGGUAGAGCACUUUCUCUUUCGAUGUCGGAGAUGGACGACACAUCGGACAGAAAUGCUGCAAUGCACCAACACACACCGAGGCAACAUAUCCUUCUAUUUGGGCGGGAAUUCGCCCUCAGAUAUUCAAUACUGGAUUCCAAACUUAGAAGUGGUACGGGCGUCAAUACGGUUUGCAAUCGCCACCAGCCGACUCGACGCCGCUUAACCUUAUAGUCGAACACAAAUCACCCACUCCUCCCAACCUAACUCACACCAACCACCUCGUGGCAGACACGGUAGGCGCGCUUCAACUGCCGAAGAUGGGAUGUUGAACACUUGGAGAAGCGCCUUCAAGACAGCCUACUAACAAAACUACUAACCCACGAGAAUCUCCUACGAUCCUGAUAGACGGCAUGACAUAUGUUAAAGGUUAAAUUGUAUGGGCUAGAAGGAGACAUGGCACCUGAUAGGAAAUGUACUAGUAUAUUAGUGAUAGUUGCCCUUUCGGCUCAGCCGCCGGGCGUU
Messenger RNA from Aspergillus calidoustus, 2234 nucleotides. Lineage: Eukaryota; Fungi; Ascomycota; Eurotiomycetes; Eurotiales; Aspergillaceae. The record is from the annotation of a GenBank genome assembly.